Soboliphyme baturini is the source of this 216-nucleotide messenger RNA. Lineage: Eukaryota; Metazoa; Nematoda; Enoplea; Dioctophymatida; Soboliphymatidae. The record is from the annotation of a GenBank genome assembly.
AUGCAGCGCGAAGACGCCACUCUUACGGCAACACGACACUUCGGUCGUUGCGCCGAGCCGCUAUCCUGUGCCGGUCUUCGCUUUAUAGGCUUGAACGCACUUUUCUUUCCUGACACGUGCUGUCGUUCGAAGAAGCCCGAAUCGCGGAUUGGAUCGACAACACAGAUGGGAUAUCAAUGUCUGACGAGGCGCCAAGUAGGUGGCUCAGGAACAUAA